UUCAGUGGCGCGCACAAGAAUGCUGCUCCCAAAAGGCAAAAUAACCAAUUUAAAAGAUUAUUGACCACAAAUAAAUCAGAAAGAGAAACAUUUCCAUCCAAAUGGAUUCAACAAGCGGUAGCAGCGCGGCGUCAGGGGAAGACGAAACCGUCCGCUUUGCGCUUCUCAGAGCCGGAGUCCUGGGGUUAAUCUUUGUGCUUGCAACAUGUGGAAACCUUUUCUUCUUAGUCACCCUUUGGAAAAGGAGGAAGAGGAAUUCUCGGACCCAGCUCUUCCUCCUGCAUCUGUGCUUUGCGGAUCUGGUGGUGGCAUUUUUCCAAGUCCUGCCGCAGUUCUCCAUAGAAAUUACGCACAGGUUUCGCGGGACGGACUUCCUCUGCCGCCUCGUAAAAUACCUUCAGGUGGUCGGGAUGUUCGCCUCUGCCUAUAUGAUAGUGGCCAUGGCUAUAGACCGCUACCAUGCAGUUUGUAUGCCUAUGGUUUCCUUUCUAGAGGGCUCUUUCAGAAGGUACGUCUCCAUUGGCGCAGCGUGGCUCAUCUCCCUGGUCUUCAGCUCUCCGCAGCUCUUCAUCUUCUCCCUCCAGGAGGUGGAAGUCAAUCUCUAUGACUGCUGGGCGACAUUCGUUGAACCCUGGGGGAGCAAGAUCUACAUCAGCUGGAUCACCCUUGCAGUGUUUGCUGUCCCUGCAGUUAUUCUGCUCUACUGCCAGAUGAGAAUAUGCACAACUAUCUACUUCAACAUGAAGAGGAAGGCUCUGCAGUCAGGACGCACAGGCACCAAGGGGGUCUCCAAUGCUAUGCUCAAAACAGUGAAGAUGACUUUUGUGAUUAUAAUGGCAUAUACAGUCUGCUGGAGUCCUUUCUUUGUUGUGCAGUUGUGGUCUGCAUGGAGCCCAAGCAGUGCCCCUACACAAGGUCCAAUAUUUUCAAUUAUCAUGCUGCUCGCCAGUCUCAACAGCUGCACCAACCCUUGGAUAUAUCUGUACUACAGCUGAAAAAACAGGCCUUAAAUGAAAGGAGUCAGAAGAAGAGAAAUAAUUAACAAGGUCUCUGAAAAAAUUCCCACCUGUGACAAUCGGGGAGAAAACUUUCCAUGUUCAGCUGCACGGAGAAGACUUUGAAGAAGAAAGGCACGUUUGUUGUGUUCUCCUUUUGUAUAAAAAUAAGCUCACGCAGCUUUUCUAUGAAACAAAAAGGCAUGGAUUUAACAAGCAGCGGGAAACGAGCAAAGAAACAACACAAAUAUAUUCCGACAUGCUUCAUAUUUUCAGGAGGAGAUGCAAUGACUGUGAAGUAGCAAAACUGCUUCCUGUUUGAUAAAGAUGAAAAAGAAAAUGAACUACGAGAGACAUUGAUUAUGAUUCCUAUCAGCAAGUGCAGAUAAACAGGACGCAUGGAGGCUAGGAAUAGAAACGGACACAAUUAGAUUGACACAUGUAAAUGAUGAAAAAUAUAAAAUAUCAGAUUAAGUAAUUUUGCUAAUGCCAUUUUAUUUUAACAUUUAUAAACGUUUUGUCCCCCCCUGCCCCAAGAUCAUAGAGAGUAGGAAUCAUUUUUUAUUUUCUGCUUCUUUUACUAUUGUCUUUAAAAACAAAGAGCCUUUCUUUCCAGAAACAUAUCAACCUAUUUGCAUAUAAAGACCCAUGGGGAACAUUGCACAUUAUUCUUAAAUUGGGUAAAAUCUGAAAACUUCAUCCAACAAUUUUUACUCCUGAAGAUCUGAUUCUUCACCAUACAUACAUUCAUCAAAGUUGUUUACUUUGUAAAAUCCUUCUAAAGCACAGAGAACAAAAAUAUUGUCUAUAAAAU
Molecule: messenger RNA, 1809 nt
Organism: Cyprinodon tularosa
Lineage: Eukaryota; Metazoa; Chordata; Actinopteri; Cyprinodontiformes; Cyprinodontidae
Gene: avpr2l
Product: arginine vasopressin receptor 2, like
Exons: 2
Coding region: 102-995 (297 amino acids)
Biological process (GO): G protein-coupled receptor signaling pathway; positive regulation of vasoconstriction; regulation of systemic arterial blood pressure by vasopressin
Cellular component (GO): membrane
Molecular function (GO): peptide binding; vasopressin receptor activity
Source: RefSeq, a predicted model, not a curated record